This is a messenger RNA of Leptopilina boulardi, 1365 nucleotides long. Its product is annotated as alpha-tocopherol transfer protein-like. The coding region runs from base 223 to 1149 and encodes 308 amino acids. Gene Ontology annotation, molecular function: phosphatidylinositol bisphosphate binding. The record is from RefSeq and is a predicted model, not a curated record. Gene Ontology annotation, cellular component: membrane. Lineage: Eukaryota; Metazoa; Arthropoda; Insecta; Hymenoptera; Figitidae. The transcript has 5 exons.
UUACGUUUCCCACUUUAUUUUAUAUACAAAAGAACGUUCUCCAACUCUUUGCGUCUUUAUAGUUAUUUGAUCAUUACGCGAAUCGUGUGUCAGUGCAACUUUAUAUAUUCGUGCAUAUACAGUGACUAUUUUUCCUUUACUUCUCUCUCUCAUUCAAAACAAUAUAAUUGUGUGUUAUUCACGCAAUAUUGUCAUUCAUUAACAAUCACAAAUUUAACCAAGAUGUUGCUAAUUCAUCCAACUGAGGAAAUGUCCAAGACGAUUAGGCAGGAGUUAAAUGAAAAUGUAGAAACUCGAGACAAAGAUUUGGAAACUAUAAAGGAAUGGCUAGCCAAACAACCUCAUUUACCUAAUUUAAAUGAAGCGGAUGACAAUUUAAUAAUGACAUUUCUACGGGGAUGUAAAUUUUCUUUAGAAAAAUGUAAAAGAAAAUUGGACAUGUAUUUUACAAUGCGAACACAUAUACCAGAAUUUUUUAACAACAGAAGUGUUUCGAGUUCAAACAUGAAAGAAGUACUUUCAGCUGUUCAAGUACCUCCACUACCUGGACUAACGGAAAAUGGACGCCGUGUAAUUGUAAUGAGAGGAAUGGAUAAAAAUCGUCCAACGCCAAAUGUUGCCGAAGCAAUGAAAUUGGUAUUAAUGAUUGGUGAUGUAAGACUGAAAGAUGAAAUUGUCGGUGUUGCUGGUGAUGUUUAUAUAUUAGACGCCAAUGUUGUGACACCAAAUCAUUUUGCCAAAUUUACACCAGCGCUUGUAAAAAAAUUUCUCAUCUGUGUUCAAGAAGCAUAUCCUGUUAAAUUAAAGGAGGUUCAUGUUAUUAAUGUCAGUCCAUUAGUUGAUAAUAUUAUUAAUUUUGUGAAACCAUUUCUUAAGGAAAAAAUUCGUAAACGAAUAUUUGUACACAGUACAAUGGAUACACUUUAUAAAUGUAUUCCUAAAGAAAUGCUACCCAAUGAAUAUGGAGGCAAAGCUGGUCCAAUACAAACAAUUUUUGACGAAUGGAUAAAAAGAUUAGAAGAAUAUGAAACAUGGUUUAAGGAACAUGAUUCACUGAAAGCAGAUGAGGCUCAACGGCCAGGAAAACCAAAAACAUAUAAUGACUUAUUUGGACUCGAUGGAUCAUUUAGAAAAUUACAAAUUGACUGAAAAAAACAAGUAUUCCUAAAAUUUUGUUCAUUAACGCUCAAAUGUGUAAAAAAAAUUUUUAAUUUAUAAAUAUUUGAGCAUUAAUGGCUUAUUGUGAUGUAUAAAAUUAUUAUUUUUUUUGAUUUAUUUCAUCUUUUAGAUUCCAAAGUUUGGUUUGAUUUUAAUUUGGAAAAUAAAAAUUUUUCGGAAAUAAAAAAUAUUUGAGAAAACUUUUAA